Molecule: messenger RNA, 2468 nt
Organism: Mustela erminea (ermine)
Lineage: Eukaryota; Metazoa; Chordata; Mammalia; Carnivora; Mustelidae
Gene: FRRS1
Product: ferric chelate reductase 1
Exons: 18
Coding region: 460-2235 (591 amino acids)
Molecular function (GO): oxidoreductase activity, acting on metal ions
Source: RefSeq, a predicted model, not a curated record
GCAUGCAUGAAGCAAGACGCCAUGUUGGGGGGGGUACUCAGUGAAAAUGGACUCGAGACCACUACUGGCUGUCAGCAGGACUGCAGUAUAGGUCUUUAGAGACCAUUCUUGGAAAUAAAUGGAACUGACAAACACCAAGCUGUGGUAUAAUUGUCCGUCCCCUCCUACCAAGGUGCUGUUACUGAGUCAGCUUGUGCCUGAUUCCUUGUGCCACAUUCCUUGUGCCUGAAAACUUUAAGCCCUCAUCUCUUGAAUUACUGGCUUCUCUUGCAACAAAUUUAUCUGAAUUUGCUCAGCAACAGUUGACAAACCCAGCCAGGAGCUAUGUUUUCCAUUUGCCCAGAGAACCUUCUGGAUUUCCUGGAACGGAGCCAUUGGCCAGGGUAGUGCGCCGGGAGUCACACAUCGGUUUCCCGAGUCAGCAGCUGGGAUGGAUCCGUCAGCAAUGGAAAAGAGGAGAUGGCAGUUCUUGGAUUUACCCUUGGUACCUUCGUGUUUGUGCUGCUCAUUAGUUCUGUGGCUAAUUAUCCCACUGGAGAAGUAGGAAGGUCAUGCCAUGGAAUGGUUCCUGAACAUGGCCACACGGCACGCCCGGAUCCUAUUCACAACAUUUCAGUGAGUCAAGUGACAUUCAGACCAGGAGAUCAGAUUGAAGUUACCUUGUCAGGACAACCAUUUAGAGGCUUUCUUUUAGAAGCACGGGCUGCUGAGGAUUUGAGUGGCCCUCCUAUUGGCUCCUUCACAUUGAUUGACAGUCAAGUGUCACAGCUUCUGACCUGUGAAGAUGUACAGGGAUAUGCUGUGAGUCACACAAGUUCAUCCAAGAAAACAAAAAUUAAAGUCUAUUGGAAUGCUCCAAGCAAUGCUCCGAAUCACGUAAAGUUUCUAGUCACAGUUGUUGAGAAGUAUAAAAUCUACUGGGUGAAGAUUCCUGGUCCUGUAAUUUCACAACCUAACACACUGCCUUUUACCACACCCGAAGCUACAGUAGCCCCUUUGUCGACAUUACCUCCGGUCUCCCAUCUAACCAAAUCAUUCAGUGCUUCAGAUUGUGGGAACAAGAAGUUCUGUGUUAGGAGUCCUGUGAACUGUGACCCAGAGAAGGAGCACGCCUGUUUCUUCUUGUCCUUCACACGAGAUGACCAGUCAGUGGUGGUUGAAAUGAGUGGGCCCAGUAAAGGCUAUUUAUCUUUUGCGCUUUCUCAUGACAGAUGGAUGGGUGAUGAUGAUGCUUAUUUGUGUAUUCGUGAAGAUCAGACUGUACACAUACAACCUUCCCAUGUGAUGGGGCGAAGUCACCCUGUGAUGGACUCCAGGGACACUCUUGAGGAUCUGGCUUGGAGGCUGGCGGACGGUGUUAUGCAGUGUUCUUUCAGAAGAAACAUUACCCUUCCUGGGGCUAAGAAUAGAUUUGAUCUAAACUCAAGCUACUACAUAUUUCUAGCAGAUGGUGCAGCUGACGAUGGUCGAAUUUACAAGCACUCUCAGCAACCUUUGAUUACAUAUGAAAAACAUAAUGUGACAGACGAUCCGAAGAGCGUGGGAGGAUCCCAUUCUUUAUUCCUUCUGAAGGCUCAUGGUGCCUUAAUGUUUGUGGCAUGGAUGACUACCGUGAGCAUAGGUGUGCUCACUGCUCGGUUCUUCAAAUCUGUUUGGUCAAAGGCUUUCUUUGGUCAAGCAGCUUGGUUUCAGGUGCAUCGGGCGCUCAUGUUCACGACCACCACCCUUACCUGCAUUGCUUUUGUUCUGCCUUUUGUUUACAGAGGAGGCUGGAGCUCGUAUGCAGGUUAUCAUCCAUACCUUGGUUGCAUAGUGACGAUUUUAGCAGUUCUUCAGCCUCUUUUGGCAGCCUUCAGGCCUCCUUUACAUGACCCAAGAAGGCAAAUGUUUAACUGGACUCACUGGAGUGUGGGCACAGCUGCUAGAAUAAUAGCAGUGGCAGCAAUGUUCCUGGGAAUGGAUUUACCAGGACUAGAUCUUCCUGGCCCAUGGAAAACCUAUGCAAUGAUUGGAUUUGUAGCCUGGCAUGUUGGGACAGAGAUUGUUCUGGAGAUGCAUGCCUACCGACUCUCUCGAAAAGUUGAAAUAUUGGAUGAUGCCAGAAUUCAGAUCCUUCAGUCAUUUACUGUAGCUGAAGCAGAAGGUCAUGCUUUUAAAAAGGUGGUGUUUGCAGUUUAUAUCUGUGGGAAUGUAACUUUUCUCAUCAUCUUCUUAUCUGCAAUCAACCGACUCUGAGCAAGCAAAGACCUUGGCUUUUGCAGACCAGAUGAUAAUGAUCAUUAAGCCAAAGAAACUUGAAGCCUGUCCUGACUGCCUGCGCAGCGUAGCAUGAGUUUUGAAUUGGAAGAGCAGCUCACAUCUGCAGAGGAGUUCUGAGGUGUGGUCUUUAGAAAUCCUCUGUCAGCAGGGUCCUACGGACUCUAAAAAGGACGUAAAGCCUUUAUGUGUGAUUCUGAGCGUUACGUAAA